AUGGACAAGGCCCUGCCCAGCCAGGGCCCCGCCUGCCUCUCCGGCCUCAUCUCCUCACUCUGCCUCUUGCCAGGACUCUCCGACUGCCCGCCCGUCCUUCAGCUCCCUGAGAACAUCAAGCUUGUUCCCACCUUAUGGCUUCUACGCCUCUACCCCGCCCCGUCCCAACUACUACCAGUCCCUCAGUGCGGCCCCGAGAGUUUGGGGUCAUGCAGGGGGCGCCAAGAGCUCCUUCCUGAAACUGGACCCCGCCCACAGCAGCACAUCUGCCGCUCCGAAGUCUCGUCCCGGCUGGAACCUCGCGCUGUUACCAGCGCGCCCUCCGGGUCCCGGCUUAUCCCUUCCCUGCCCCCCGUCGGAGGCGCACACUCGACCGGGCGACCACGCGGGCAGCAGCGGCGGCGCCAGGCUCCGCCUCCGCCCCCAUUAUCAUUAGCAGAUAUUACCCUAAACACUUGCUCUUUACCUCCUUUCUCCCUCCAGGCAUUGGCGAGGCAGCCUGUCAAUCAGCGCUCUGGCGGCAGCCCCCCGCGCAGGGGCUCGGCGAUGCCAGCCUUCGCGACAGGCGGCAGUGGCGGCGGCGACGAGAGUCGUAUGAUCUUGGACGCUUUUGCUCAACAAUGCAGCCGAGUCCUUAGCCUCUUAAAUUGUGGAGGAAAACUUCUGGACUCCAACCAUUCUCAGACCAUGAUUUCUUGCAUAAAGCAGGAAGGCUCAAGUUAUAUUGAACGGCAGGAACCAUGUCCCGCUGGGAAAGGGGUCCACAGUCAGACCUCAGACAAUGUAGACAUAGAGAUGCAAUAUAUGCAAAGGAAACAACAAACUUCUGCCUUCUUGAGGGUUUUCACCGACUCCCUACAAAAUUACCUGCUCUCAGGGAGCUUUCCGACUCCAAACGCCUCCUCGGUCAGUGAGUAUGGCCACCUGGCGGAUGUGGAUCCACUGUCAACAUCCCCAGUGCACACACUAGGUGGCUGGACCUCCCCAGCGACAUCCGAAUCCCAUGGUCACCCAUCCUCUUCUACACUGCCCGAGGAGGAAGAGGAGGAGGAAGAGGAAGGCUACUGUCCUCGGUGCCAAGAGCUGGAACAGGAGGUGAUUUCACUGCAACAAGAAAAUGAAGAGCUCAGAAGAAAGUUAGAGAGCAUCCCAGUGCCCUGCCAGACAGUUCUAGAUUACCUGAAGAUGGUCCUGCAGCACCACAACCAGCUCAUGAUCCCACAGCCAACCGACCAGCCGACCGAGGGAAGCAAGCAGCUAUUGAACAACUAUCCUGUCUACAUAACGAGCAAACAGUGGGACGAGGCUGUAAAUUCAUCAAAGAAAGACGGGAGGCGGCUCCUUCGAUACCUCAUCAGAUUUGUUUUCACAACCGAUGAGCUUAAGUACUCAUGCGGCCUUGGGAAAAGGAAAAGGUCAGUGCAGUCAGCAGAGACAGGUCCUGAAAGACGCCCUCUGGAUCCAGUUAAAGUAACAUGCCUCCGAGAAUUCAUUAGGAUGCACUGUACCUCCAACCCCGACUGGUGGAUGCCCUCAGAGGAACAGAUAAACAAAGUGUUCAGCGACGCUGUGGGUCAUGCCCGGCAGGGGCGGGCAGUGGGGACUUUCCUGCACAACGGUGGCUCAUUUUAUGAAGGGAUUGAUCACCAGGCUUCCCAGGAUGAAGUCUUCAAUAAAAAUUCCCAGGAUGGGUCUGGUGAUUAGUGGACAAAAGCCUGUCCACACUAGCAGCCGGUUCUCUCAAGAGUUCCAAUUGUGAAUGUCCUGUUACCAUCACUUUAGAAUCCAAAGCAUGUCAUUCUGUCAGACUUUACACAUCCUAAACCUUAACUCUCUUGACUUAACUUCCGUAAUUCCCAAAUAGAAAUCCAUUUUAGGGUUGUUUGGGAAGUCUGUGGAGCCCACAGAGAUUUUCAGAAUACUAUAUUACAAAAAGAAAAAACUACAGUUGGUUUUAAAUGAUUAUUAAUUAGACAGUGAGGAUGAAAAAAGUUAGGUGAGCUCCUGGUCACCUGUUUGAAAUCUUCAAGUAAGCUCUACCUCCUGAGCAGAGCUGGUCUCCACGGAGCAUUGGGUUAGUGUCCUGCCCACGGGAGAAGGUAGAGACACGGCAUUAUCUUAAGGGACAAGGAACAAGCAUUCUCUUAUUUCAGUUCAGAUAAGUUGUCUUUAUUUUCCAAAGACUUGAAUUUAUACUUCUCAGUGAAGACAUGGGCUAGGUGACAUCAUGUGCUGUGUCUCCAAUGACAGAGCCUAUUAUUAAAAAAAUCAGAGAACAGAGGCCACCUCUAGACAGUGAUUAAUUGGAAGUCAGCUGUUUUUCUGUUAGUUUUACAAAAAAAACUACCGUGUUGAUCAGAAAGGCACUCUAUGAUCUCUGGAGUUGACAAACAAAUAGUUUUCACUGUGUCAGUCAAGAAACAUCCAAAGAUCCAAAAGUGUUUUCAAAUGCUCGGUUUUGUAGGUUCAUAGAUCCACAGUUCCCACAGCCUUAAAUCGGGCUUUGUUGACGCAAUGCCAAAGUGAUGGUUUGAACAAUGAGAAUUUCAGUCAUUUGUUUGGUGCACUGAGGACCAAACAAGUAGUGUGACUGAUGGUAUUCACUGAAUUGACCAGAUGUUCCGGAAUUGUAUACACACAGCUUCAAGGCCAUUCUGACAACUAUGCAAUGGGCUUGUCUGUAAUUUCUCUGAAAUUGGAGGGUCUUUUUGUGCUGAGUUGAUCUUCAGAAUUUGCAUAAAUCUUGUUUCUCGUUGUCACCGAUGGAAAUGUCUCAUCCCAACCGUUGCGUGCCUCCUUGCUGCCAAUCCUCUGAGUGGCUGGCUCUGGCUGAGUUAGCGCUGAACCGCUCCCACCCACUUUCCCCAGUUUCACUUGUUGACCUCCAUCUGUGAAGUUAGUAGUAAUGUCUUUGGAACCAUUUCUUACCAACAUUUGCUCUAGAGUUGCUCAAAUCUAUUUCUAAGGACGUCAGGUUUGGAUAGGGGAGACUUCCUUUGUCGCCCUAACCAAGAUUGCUGCAUGCUUUGUACAGCAGAGGGGGCUCGGUGGGCAGCCUUGAUUGAAGGCUGCUUAUGUCAUCUACAAACAGGACUAAAGGUUUUGAAAAUGGGUUGCAACUUCAUUUCAAGUUUAUGAGCGUCCAUUCAUAAAGAGGGUGUGUUUUUUUUUUUGCCACUUUUUGACAAAAUGAAAUAAUAAAUUACCCUUUAUGGUCUAUAAUUAGCACCAACUCCUUGCAUGACCCUAGGAACAGGUCCUUCUUUAGCUUUUGUUAUGAUUUAGUUUCACCUGUUGAAAAGUUUGUUUAUGGAGAUGGUCAUGGUCUGUUAAAUGAUGUGGGGGAAAUUCUAGUAUUUCAGUCCUGGGGUAAGUUAGCUAAAAUUUGCAAGUAAAAGAGAUGAUAAGGGCAAAUGCGAUGUAGCUUGUGGGAGCGGUGCAACGAAUGUCUUUGACUCUCCAAGGAGAAAAGAUUCUUCCUGUGGAGUUUUCAAGGUCUAGAAAGUCAGUAUCUCACAAGAUUUUUGGUGACAGGAAAUCGUGGUCAGAAGAAAAAUACCACCAUAGUCUCAUCUGUCUCUCCAUCUUACUUUGUCUUUCUUUGCAUUGCGCUUUAGUUGCCUUACUGCUGAGUACAAUGUCUUUUUUUUCUGUAGCAGCCAUAUUUGACCACUGCCUUAAAAAAACAAACUUUCAGUUCUUACCGUUUUCCUGCCAGUUUGAGAAUUCCACACGUCCUCACAUCUCCGUGUCGUUGUGGUCUUCGCUGGGGUGGCGGUGAGAGCAUGUCCGCACUCGGUCUCUGUGGCCGGACAGGUUGGCGUGCUCAGAGAUCAGGUGAUUCCCCCGCUCCUGUCAGCAUCGCCUACAAAGGCCGCUGGGGUGGGGAGGCCCGGCCUCUCAAGCCAUGUGGUUGCACACAACCUUUGCUCCAGAGGCACACCUGGUCUUCCUCUCACCUUCAUUCCAGGUGAAUCAUUUAUCAGCUGUUUGCCAAUACUUCACAAAUUCUGAAACGUUGGCCAUCUCAUAUGCAUGUGAGCAAGGCCCAGAAAAAUGACUGACUCAGCAUCGCACGGCCAGUUCUCAUGCCUCUCCGGGGUCUAGGACCUACGAUCCCCUACCCCCAGUCAGGUGUUCCAUUACACCAUUGGUGUCGUUGCUGUGUCCUUUAGCCGAGCCCACCGCCUGACCCAGACACUAACGGCCACUUGGGCUGUGACAUGGCACCUGCUUCAGUAUUUUGCUGUCUCCUCUCCUUAGUCUACGUCCCACACUGCCAUUUGUGUUUCAGCUUUAGGGCUGGCGUAUUACCUAGUUCAUGGUGGUUGUCUGCGUGGUCAUCUGAUUUUUAAGUUAGGGCUUGCAAAGAUUGUUCACUUAUUUUUUUGGUUAAGACCAUUACAACCUCUGUAACAAGGUUAGAAGCUCACCACUGAGACAACUGAACACUGUCACUGCUCUGUCAGCCUUUCAGCUGAUCUCUUUGGAGACCUGAAGAUGUUGCAUGUUUUCUUCAUUUGAUUUUCUGCAUCUUUGACAGUUGGACAGAUUGCUCUCAUCACGAGACACUUAACACUCAUGGCAGCUUUUAGCAUCUUUCUUGAGCCAUCUUAGCAUUGCUGUAAAAGACUGAACUAAAACAGCUCAGCAUGCAGCUGUGCUCCACCUCGUUGGCCAGGGAAGAGGUCGUAGGGCUGGCCUGCCACCACACACCAAAUCUGGUAUUUUUGCCAGUGACUGGGUGUGGCCCAUGAUCCCAGCUAUCACGAGUGUCCAUACCUACCCACAAUGACUGAGUCUUGAUUUGUCCUGAGUUUUCCCAUAGGAAAACCACAUCACAGAGAGCAUGCCUGCUUUCCCAGUGAACUAAACCCCAGGUGCCAUUCCACUGGGCUCAGGAUAACCAUUAAGGGUGAUCUGUUUUUGAGGACGUAGACCAGGUACCUGGGGAGGGGACCAUAUUCUGCGAGCAGUUGCUAAGGUCACGUUUCUCAAGGUCUCUUUUGAAGGUCCACCGUUCACAAUCUCAUGGUUUAACCUCAGUGUUAAAUGUUAUGGAGAAAAACUUUCUUGAAAAUACUUCACUCAGUCCUUGAACCUGGGCAUCAUUCUCUCGGUGUUCCUCGUUUCCUCAGGUCACUGUCACAUUUGCGUUUCAUAAGGCUUCCCGAGGAAGGGAGCGGAUAUUAGAGCAUUUGCAGGAAAUCGUCAUCCUCUUGGGUGGGGAAAUUGAAGGCUACGUUAUACAUGUGGCUGCUUCACAGCUGUAGAGCAAGUGCGUGAUUUUAUAUUCUGGAGCUUUCUCAGCCCUUCUUCAGCCAUGAAUACAUUGACCUAAAAGAUUUCUUCAUCGGGAUUGUAAGGAGAUAUAAAUUACUAUAAUAGGUUAUUUGAUCCAAUCCCUCCAUGUGUCUGAUAUCAAUAGAAUGGUUUUUCUAAAUCCAGUAAAUUAUUCUUGUAAUGGCAGACAUUUUUCCAAAAUCUAGACAAGAAGACAAACUUGGGAAUCUACAGGCCCAUGAUUUCUACAUUUUCUGCCACUGUUAAUGGCUUGCCCUCCCUUCUGUUGCUACCAGAGAAUGGACGGAGCAUCAGGUUGGGUGAGAUAUGCACUCUUACUUCCAGAAGAGCGAACAUACAUUGCCCUCAGUUACAACUGUCAUUCAGUAUGUGCUCUAAAACCUAAACCUAAUGCCCACUAUGUCCUUCGUUUUUUCUUAGGUUUCAAUCAUUUAAAAAAGUCUCAUUCUUGGAUAACUUCGUUUUUACAAAAGAUUUAAACAUACAACAUUUCUCAUUCAGUGCUGUGGCAUUUCAUAGUACAGAUCCUUGUAAUUUUUGACAGCUCCUAUAUACCAGUUUUUAGGAAUGUAAUAGAAAUGAUUUUGCACAUACGGUGCAAGUCUUGCCGGAGUAUGUUUAAUGCAGUGACACUUGCCAAAACUGCUUGGCAAAACAUGUCAAAUAGAAUGCUUGAGUCAGAACUCUCGUGUGAAUGUGUCUAAACAGCAGUAUGUAUCGUUAUGACAUAUUUUUGUAAACAUAGUGAUGGCUGCUUUCAGUUGUGUAAGUACUAGAUAAAAAUAACCAUUUCACUCAGAAUAGUGUAGGAGAAUGUCACCCAGUUGAUGGCCAUCCAAAAAGUUAUUUGCAUAAUCAGCCAGUGGCAUUGGUUCUUCUAUUUGUGUUGUUUUUUAGAGGAAGGUGAAGAAUUGAUAUCAGACAACAUGGAGUGCAAAAACAACCCACGAAUACUUGUCUCUUAAUAUGUAAAAUUCGACUGUAAUAGAUAAAUUUAUACAUUAGAAGCCACUUUAACCCUCCGUGGUACAUUCAGUUGCAAGAAACAUUGAGAGGACUGGACUUCACUCAUCUAAUGACCUGCUUGCUCAGUCAGCUCAACUAUUGAAAGCACUAAAUUAUUAAGUCUACAUGGUGAAACUAGCCAGAUUAAUUUUCCUCAUGACUAUAUAGCUGAUAACAUAAGGGCUAGGUUUUCAUUGAAUCACAGGUCCCCAAAUUACAAUGAAAAUACAUCUGCUAAGAGGACUUAUUCAAAAGCCUUUUCAUUCUCAGAAUAAUUGCCCCAGUACAAGUAGCCCAUUGAGCCUUGUCCACCCUGGAAAUCUAUUUAGGCCCAUCCCAAACCACUGACAAUAACAGUGGCUGCAGCUUAUAUUCACUGAGUCCUUGAGUGCCAGGUACUUUGCUAAGCACUUUAAUGCAUCUUCUCAUUUUAGUCCUCACAGCCACUCUCUGGGCUGUUACUAGCCUCGUUUUAUUGUUAAGGACACUGCCCAAAGUACUUGGCCAAUAAGAGGAAAUCUUUGGGUUUAGUAAGCAGAAUGACUAGUUCAGUUUUCCCCUGUAGCCAAGGUUCUCAAAACCCCAUCAACACUUUGGAACAAAUUUGUUGUUUAACUAAAGUAGCGAGAAAAUUAAAAUUACCAAUUUGUUCACAUUUAUUUCACGGGUUCCCAGCAGUACAAAAAUACAGGGAUAUAAAAGCAAAACUUUAAGCUCAGUGAAGCGAUGUUCUUCGGGAACAGAGAUGUUAGAAUGGCUCCGGGCAUCAGUUAGCCAAUGCCCAUUCACUUUUCACGUCUGUUGUAUUCGUAGCCUUAGAACUGAUGAGUCUGGUUUGGAAGAGAGGGUUUAAUCCAUGAUGUCACUGUGAGAACUGUUGUGAAGAUUUUGUAGGAAAAUACAGUAAUCUGUUGAUUCUUUCCUGUAGUUUUGGCUUUAACAUCUCUGGCUGCAUUUAAGUUCAAGAGCUUGCCAUGCCUUUAGGGCCUGGCUUUGUUUCUAGGGAACAGGGCAUGCCAGACCAUGAGAGGAGUCACUGGUCCAGCUCAACCCUGCCAACAUUGAAGCAUCGCCUUUGUGUGUUUCUUCUCUGGAACUUUGUGUAGCAGCCUAACACUGGGGCCAACUUGCCUUUACUCUAUUUUCUAUGAUAAAAACUUGUGGAGAAACUGUGACAAAUCCAUUGAUCUUAAUAUUUUUAUUGUUGAAGUCUUGUUGAUUCUCUAUGAAUAAUUUCUAUUUGAUUGUAUUGUGUAGAGUUAAUGCCCACUAGGGACAUGUUAAUAAAACUAUAAAUGCAUAGUGUAAUAUAGAAUAGCAAGAUUUUUGUGAACAAUUUAUAUAGAAGAGUAAGUUGUUUUUUAAGUGUUAGGCACAUUUCUUUUAGGAACUUAAAAUGUUAUAAGAGUUUUUUAAACAUUCAAUAUUUUUAAUUAUAAGAAACAUUUGUUACUAGAGCCAAUUAUUUCAGGUGUUCUAAUUGGAGUAUUGAUUUUAUUACCUCAUAUACCUCUAGAAUGCCACAUGUUCUGUUGGAGAGAAAAUUGCACAAUAAAUGUCAAGUCUCUGUUAA
Messenger RNA from Vicugna pacos (alpaca), 7882 nucleotides. The record is from RefSeq and is a predicted model, not a curated record. Lineage: Eukaryota; Metazoa; Chordata; Mammalia; Artiodactyla; Camelidae.